Mus pahari (shrew mouse) is the source of this 3259-nucleotide messenger RNA. It is a transcript of the gene Axdnd1, whose product is annotated as axonemal dynein light chain domain containing 1. NCBI's taxonomy places the organism in Eukaryota, Metazoa, Chordata, Mammalia, Rodentia, Muridae. The transcript is spliced from 25 exons. The coding region runs from base 1 to 3192 and encodes 1063 amino acids. The record is from RefSeq and is a predicted model, not a curated record.
AUGUCUCUCCACAAAGUUUCGGACACUUCGCUGACCUCCCCAUCAACAUCUGAGUCCAAACAGGCAAAACUCUAUGUAGUUAAGGAGCCAAAAGGGCUUCCCGAGCUAAAGGAGAAAAAAUCCAUGGGGAACCACCUCAAACCCCUUCCUACUCCCCUUCAGAAUGACUUCAGAAUCCCCGAGGAAGUUCUUCUCUCUCUGAACUAUGCAGCUAAUGCCGGUCCCUGUCCUGAAAGUUUACUGCCUGUGAAGAAGCAUAAAGCCCCAAAGUGUGCCCUUCCACGUCUUGUAGAUCAUGUCUGGCAGCACCCUAUUCGAAGGGAUAAAUUCAAAUACCUGAUUGAUCAUCCUGUCUCCCUCACAGGAACUGGAAGGGAUAUUUCUUUCCUGUAUGAUGUUAAAUACGUGAAAGGAGAGGCUGUGGAGAAAAAACUUUGUCCCCCAAGCAAGUCAACACAGCCACAGAACAGUGCCAUGGUGCCUCACAAGGAGAAGACAUUAGCAGACACUUUGGUUCCUGAGGAAUUUCAUAUUGUGUCAAAUACAGGAGUUUCGGGUUUGGAGUGUUAUGACGACAAAUACACCACCCUCCUCACAGACAGUGAGAACAGGCUGUUGCUCUUCCCAUCCAUGAAACCUAAUAAAAGAAUAGAAGUGGUCCAGCUGAGCAACGUGAUGGACACCAUGCUGGAGAGGGCUGGAGUAGAAAAUGAGAAUUAUGUAGGGCCAACCAAGAUGCACCAGCUGCUCGGUGUGCUGAAGAGGGAACAGAGCAUCUACAACACAGUGUUUCACGAGCUGAUUCGACAGGUCAGCGUGGACUGUGCAGACAGAGGAGAGCUGCUGUCCAAAAUCAGAGAGAAGUAUGUGCAAAUGCUUGACCACAUCGCCCGGCAGAUGAUUGAAUUUUACAAAGACCUGGUGACUCAGCGGAUGAUGGACCAGCGCAUCUUACAAGAACUGUAUAACUUCAAGAACGUGAUUGAAGAACUGACCAGGGAACUUUGUUUGGUUCAGGCCCAUGACAGGAAAUUAACAAAGGAAGCAGAGAAAGUCCAGAAGGACCUGGCAGAAGCUCUUUUGGAAGCAGAAAAGAAUGCCAAAAUAGUAGAAGACUACCAUGACUUAUAUACGAUGCAGAGAGGAAGGAUGGAGAGUGAUAUUAAACUCUUAAUGACUGAAAGAGACAUUUGGAGUUCAGCCACAUAUGAACUAGCCCUAAAGGUAAUUGAAAGAAAUAGAGUCAUACUGGCUAAAAAACUCUACCUUAAUGAGAAAAGCUGGAAUAAAUAUGCUAAGCAUUUCAUUAUAAUGCUGUCAACUAAGGACACUGGAGACCUUGGAAUGGUGGAGAAGUUGACAGAAAAAUGGAAAAAGUUAGUGGACAGGUUUAAGCAGGAUGUGGAACGCACAGAGGAAUCCACAAAAGAAAAAUCGGAAAUUGUGAAGGCUGGGGUCAUCAAGUGGCAGGAAUUCUUCAAUAACAACCUUGGAAAAGAUAUUAUAAUCUCUAAUAAGAAAAGCCCAUUCGUCGUAGCCCUUAAUGACUUCAAGGAGUAUGAAAAGAUGCUGGAGGAGGAAAAAGAUAAAUUUACAGGGGAUUUUCUUUUGUCCAGAUAUGACUCUCUCAAAGUGAUUAAACGCUUACAGGAAAACUGGACAGACAUUGGGUUUGGGAUACUUAGUCGCCAUAAGAGUAUGGAUGGGUUGUUGCCACCAGAGCACGAGUACAUGGAAGAUAUCGUAAAAAGCAUAAACAAAUUCUACAGAGAAUAUGAAAUAAGAAUAAAUGGUGACAAUGGUAUCUCUAAAGUCCUUCCAAACUUGGUCAUUUCUUUGGACAUGUGUGUUUUCAAGUUAGAAAACUUCCUCGAGUAUUCUCAAGUACCCACUGAAGAGUGGCUUGAAAUUGAUGAAAAGAUUAAUGAAAUGAAGUUUCAGCUGGAAGCACUGUUGAACAUUAUUGAUUCGGUUCCAGAGGGCACGGACAUGGAUUCUGGCUCGGCACUCCUAGCACACAUAUAUGAAAUGAUUCAACAAUGGCUUUUGAAGUUAGGCAACGAAAUCACCAAUGGUCAAAUUGAACUUCUUCGCCACAUGGAUGAGUUGCAUAUAGCUAUGAUCCAGUGGAUGGUAAAUUUGCUGACCAUAAUGCUUCCUGAUUUUACUGACCAAGUCACUCUCCCAAAGAUGGAGGAGAACAACUUAGAGAUCCCCGAGGAGCGUGAACUAAGCGUUGCAGAAUUAGAGAUAAAUGCAAUUGCACUGGUCAGGCGGUUGGCACGAUACUCCAGCUACUUGCACAGUUGCUGUAUAGGCAUGGUAAGAGCAAUGGCCCUGAGUAGAGCUGCUCACUUACAGAAGAAUCCUGCUAAGGACCGUCAGGAACUGGAAAAGAUGAAUAGAGAAUGUUAUGAUUGGAUCAGCACAUGUUCACACCUCAUUUCUGAUAUCAAAGGCAGGAAAAUACGAUUACUGUCAUAUGAGGAAGCAGAAAAGCUGCUCGGGGAAGAGGAAGCUUCAAAACUUUAUUUUGACCCAGAAAAACCUCCUAUUGGUGAUGAUACCGAUGAUGAAAUUGACUUUAAGAAGCCUGAGGUUCAAAAAAAGGAAGUACCACCAUCACCACCAGCAGCAGCAGAAGCAACAGGAGCAACAGGAGCAACAGGAGCAACAGGAGCAACAGGAGCAACAGGAGCAGCAGAAGCAGCAACAGCAGAAGCAACAGGAGCAGCGAAAGCAAAAGUCACAACAGAACAGGAACCUUCGACAUCUACAAACGAGAAAACCAUUCGAUACAUUAAGAAAGACGAAAAUAUUCAUUGCAAACCUCUCUUCGAAGAAGGCAUAUUUUUCUCCUGGAGAGAACCACCUGGUCAAGGUUUAAUGGAGCCAAAGUAUCUUGAAAUAAUGAAUGUAAUUGAACAUAUGCAGAAGAAGCUAACAGAGAUGGACACCAGGGCCAAGAAGGCAGAGGAGAGGUUUGAUGAGGUUAAUGAGCAGCUUCAUCACACCAUCAUGAAAAACAGAAAUCUGGAGAAGGAACUUGAAGAAUUGGUGAAGACAACCAUAAAGGAGUCACAAGUAAAGACAGAAGAUGCCAAAGAGAACCACGAGGACCAUGGGGGAAAGAAUGAUGAUGAAGAUGAACACCAACAAACAGAAAUGUCCCCCAAAUCUGCCAAGAAAUAAGCACAGCCCGAGGACAGUUCUGAAGCAUCUGGAAGCCAGAAUAAAUUUAAGCCCAAACCCAAGUAGC